This is a messenger RNA of Drosophila albomicans, 1215 nucleotides long. Its product is annotated as XK-related protein 6. The coding region runs from base 85 to 1155 and encodes 356 amino acids. Gene Ontology annotation, biological process: phosphatidylserine exposure on apoptotic cell surface; engulfment of apoptotic cell; apoptotic process involved in development. NCBI's taxonomy places the organism in Eukaryota, Metazoa, Arthropoda, Insecta, Diptera, Drosophilidae. Gene Ontology annotation, cellular component: plasma membrane. The transcript has 5 exons. The record is from RefSeq and is a predicted model, not a curated record.
UAAACUUGGCUUUGCCAUCGCUGUCGCAAUAAGAAUUCGUCGAGAUUUGUUUUAAUAUGAUCGAAACAUAUUGCAUGUUUAACAAUGGACUUCGCCAAUGGGCUGCGGUUGGAUAAUGUCGAUUCUGCGAACGUUGCGUCAUAUCAGAUAACUGUAUUUAGCUCAACGCUAACUGUAAUUUCGGCCUUGAUGCGAUUUAUCACGAUCAUACUCAACUGGUGCCUAGCCUAUGAUUACUGGAUCUCAAAGUCAUUUGCCUACUGCUAUUGGACGAUUCUAUCCAUAGUAUUACCUAUGAUCUUGACAUCAAUGAUCUACUCAGCAAUACUGGUAAUUACCAAUGUGAAGAAUAAACCUUACAACCCUUGGGAUCAUGUACGGAAACUCGUUCUCUCGUAUUUGUUUCGAGAUGCACGUACUCUUAAUUGGGCCUUGCAAUACAAUGAAGCUAAAAAACACGGUGAUAAGGUCACUCAGUUUCAAUGCUAUCGCGGCUACUUAAAGGAAGAAUGCAAUGUUGGUUUACUGCGACUUUUCGAUACGUUCUCGGAAACUGCUCCCCAAAAGAUAUUGCAAUUGGCGAUUGUCUUGCGAUAUAUAAGGACAUUGACGUAUUUUCGUGCCAUAACGUUUUCAAUAUAUUUCCUAAGUAUUGCAUGGGGAUUAGUGUCGUAUAAUCGAUCAAAUCGCUUGGUCCAAUUGGAUAAGCAUGAUAUAGGAACCAGGGGAGUGAUUAUUCAGUUUUGGUUUUUGCUUUGUUUUUCGGUUUCGCGAACUGUUUGUAUAGCGUAUGUGGCCAGUCAAGUGCCAAUGGAGACAUCCAUAGCUAGUAUUAUUCAGAUAAUCUUAAGUGCUACAUUAGUUUUUGUAUUUGAUCAACCAAAGUUCUCAAAGUCGGCCAUCAUGAAUUAUAUAUUGUGCCUGGCCUUUGGAGUAGUUUAUCUAUUUAUUUAUACACCUGUUAAGGAUGCGCCUACUAAGUUCAAGUAUUUGUUGUAUUUAACGUUUUGUUUAUUGCAAAACAUUAUUCUCUGUAUAUUUUAUAUUCCAUUAUAUCUGAGCAUUGCAAUCAUAGUAUUAUAUUUAAUAGGUAUUGCGCUAAUGAUUUAUUAUUAUUUGCAAUGCCAUCCUGGAAUAACCUCUAGUGUGUUUUAAGACGGAGAUCAUAAAGAAUAGUGACUUACAACUAGACAUAAUUGAUAUUAUAUAUAAAUU